Molecule: messenger RNA, 1944 nt
Organism: Glycine soja
Lineage: Eukaryota; Viridiplantae; Streptophyta; Magnoliopsida; Fabales; Fabaceae
Product: carotenoid 9,10(9',10')-cleavage dioxygenase 1-like
Exons: 13
Coding region: 51-1796 (581 amino acids)
Biological process (GO): carotene catabolic process
Cellular component (GO): chloroplast stroma
Molecular function (GO): carotenoid dioxygenase activity
Source: RefSeq, a predicted model, not a curated record
UUAUUAUGAAACUAUAUGGUAGUGUUGCAUCGAAACGCAAUUAGUAGUUAAUGGAAACACACAUGGCAUUGGCAACUUCAUACAUGACUCUUGCACCUAAAUAUUGCUGCGUUCAGAAACGAUCCUUCAUCGUAACUUCAGGACUUUCCUCCGCCUUCAAGCCGAUCUUAAGAGCGUUGCCUCAAAUUCCGCGGCAAAUUGAUGCUUCCAAAACCUUCACAGACAUCAAAUCGAAAUUUCUUAACGCUGUUGUGGAUUCAGCAUUUGAGUUUGUCGACCAGCUUGUGCUUCCAUCUCAGAAUAACUUUGCUCCGGUGGAGGAAUUAGGGGAACCCGUGGCUAUCACUUAUAUUGAAGGUGACAUACCAGAUCACUUUCCAGAGGGUGUCUUCAUUAGAAAUGGACCAAACCCACUCUUUGGAGGAUUGAAAUCAUCGAAGUCUAUCUUGGGGAGGACAAAUAGCGUUUGGGUGGAAGGAGAAGGAAUGCUUCAUGCUUUAUAUUUCAAAAGGGAAAGUGACAACGGGUGCUGCACCAUCGUCUACAACAACAGAUACGUUGAAACUGAAACAUACAAGCUUGAGAAACAAAGUAUCAAGCCUUUGUUUCUCCCUGCUGUAAAAGGAGAUACAUUCGCCGUUUUGUCUUCUAUGCUUCUUAACGGGCUGAGAUUUGGACAACUGAAUAAAGAUUAUAGCAACACCAAUGUGUUUGAGCAUUCAGGCAAGUUCUACUCGGUUUCGGAGAAUCACAUCCCGCAAGAAAUAGACAUCUUCACACUAAAUACUUUGAAAUACUGGGAUGUCAAUGGAGCAUGGAAUCGUCCUUUCGCCAGUCACCCCAAGAAAGUUCCAGGCACAGGAGAGCUUGUUAUUUUUGGGGUAGAUGCAACUAAACCUUAUCUUGAAAUUGGAAUAGUUUCUGCUGAUGGAAAGGAAUUGGUUCAUAAAGAAGACAUAAAACUAGACAGAUGCUCUUUAUGCCAUGAUAUAGGUAUCACAAGCAGGUAUAUAGUGAUAUUGGAUCUUCCACUGAUUGUAGAUUCAAACAGACUACUUAAAAGAGGCCCAUUAAUCAAGUAUGAGAAGGAGGAAUAUGCCAGGAUUGGGAUAAUGCCACUCUAUGGUGAUGAAAACUCAAUCCAGUGGUUUGAGGUGGAACCUAAUAGCACAUUUCAUAUCAUCAAUUCCUUUGAGGAUGGUCAUGAGGUUGUGUUGUGGGGUUGUAGAGCAUUAGAUUCAAUAAUUCCAGGACCAGAAGAUGGUCUAAAUGAAUCUAAAUUGUUCUCUCGGUGUUAUGAAUGGCGAUUAAACAUGAAAAGUGGGGAGGUUAAGGAAAAAUAUCUCACUGGACCAGAAAAGUUUAUGGAUUUUCCAGUAAUCAAUGCAAGUUUUACAGGAAUAAAGAAUAGAUACGGAUACACCCAAGUGGUUGAUCCCGCUGCAAGUUAUUCUGCAGAUAUUCCUAAAUAUGGAGCUUUAGCGAAGCUAUACUUUGGAGAACCAUGUUCAGAAUUCCCUGUGGGAGAGACACAACAAGAAGAGCUUAUAAGGGUGGAAUACCAUACGUUUGAAAGGAAUGUAUUUUGCACUGGAUCUGCCUUUGUCCCUAAAGAAGGUGGUAUUGAAGAAGAUGAUGGUUGGAUAAUCACUUUUGUUCACAAUGAAGAUACCGGCAUAUCUCAAGUUCAUAUAAUUGACACAAAGAAGUUUUCUGGCGAGGCAGUUGCCAAAAUUACCAUGCCUUUCAGAGUUCCAUAUGGAUUUCACGGAGCUUUCAUGCCAAUCUCCUUUUAGAUGCCGUAGGAUUGUGAUUUGUGUUGUCUGUAUUAAUUUGCAACUCUAGUCACUAAUGUUGAUGGCUGAUGUGUAUCAUGCUAUUAUCUACUUAGUACGGUUAUUUAAAAUAAAUAAAAAAGGGUAAAUUAUAUUUAUUUCUCUUAAA